Messenger RNA from Erythranthe guttata (spotted monkey flower), 506 nucleotides. The record is from RefSeq and is a predicted model, not a curated record. Lineage: Eukaryota; Viridiplantae; Streptophyta; Magnoliopsida; Lamiales; Phrymaceae.
CCCAUGUACUCUCCUCUCCUUUACAUUUCUACUCCUUUUUCUUUCUUUCAUUUCCACCACCAUCAUUACAUUGACUACCGCCGCCGCCGACGACAAUGUUCACCACCGGCCGCCGCUCAUUCCUCUUCAACUUCUUUUCACUACUCUCCAUCCUCCUCCUCCACCUCGGAUGCUUCACCUUCUCUUCCCGCCACCGCCGCCGUGAUUCCUCCUCCACCUCCUCUUUCUUUAAGAAGAAACUCACCCGCCCGCCAAAACCAGGUCUCGUCUCUUUCCUCCGCCGCCUCUUCUCCUCCUCCAUCAACCACCACACCCCAACACAUCCACCAACCUCCAUCCCCUCUCCAUCUUCCUCCACGCGCUCCUUGCGUCUGAACCCACCCCCCACCACCACCACCACCACCCACCAAUCAGACACCACCACCACCACCACAAAUCAAAUACACCCAUGCUCCGUCUGCGGCGAGAUCUUCCAUAACACAAACCUCCUGAAGCACCACCAGUCC